Messenger RNA from Cavia porcellus (domestic guinea pig), 1434 nucleotides. RefSeq names its product ABI family member 3 (gene Abi3). The record is from RefSeq and is a predicted model, not a curated record. Gene Ontology annotation, biological process: regulation of cell migration; neuron migration. Gene Ontology annotation, cellular component: lamellipodium; actin-based cell projection; SCAR complex. The transcript is spliced from 9 exons. Gene Ontology annotation, molecular function: SH3 domain binding; signaling adaptor activity. NCBI's taxonomy places the organism in Eukaryota, Metazoa, Chordata, Mammalia, Rodentia, Caviidae. Bases 41 to 1240 code for a protein of 399 amino acids.
UCGGGUGGAGGCAGCCGGGCCGGGGCCCCGCGGCCGGGCCAUGGCGGAGCUGCAGCAGCUGCAGGACUUCGAGAUCCCCGCGGGCCGCGAGGCGCUGCGCGGGAACCACGGCGCCCUGCUGCGGGUCGCCGACUACUGCGAGGACAACUACGUGAAGGCCACGGACAAGCGGAAGGCGCUGGAGGAGACCAUGGCCUUUGCCACUCAGGCCCUGGCCAGUGUGGCCUACCAGGUGGGCAACCUGGCCGGGCACACACUGCGCAUGCUGGACCUGCAGAGCACGGCCCUGCGGCAGGUGGAGGCCCGGGUGAGCGCACUGGGCCAGAUGGUGGACAUGCAUCUGGAGAAGGUGGCCCGCAGGGAGAUCGGCACCUUGGCUGCUGUGCAGCGCCUGUACCCUGGCCAGAAGGUGAUCGCCCCCUCGAGCCUGCCACCGCUGGAGCCCUACUGCAGGAGACCCAUCAACUUUGGGUGCCUGGAUGACAUCGGACAUGGGGUGAAGGUCUGUCUGUCUGUCGUGGGAGGGCAGGAUGCCCUUGCACACCCCUGUCUCAGCCUGCAGGCUGCCACAUGGCCAGAUCUGUGUGCCGCUUGGGAGGCUGAGGCAGGAGGAUCUCACAAGUGCAAAGCCAGCCUGAGCUGCACGAUGAGACCCGGACACAAUCUCUGGGACCUGAGCACACAGCUGUCGCGCACCGGGACCCUGGGGCGCAGGAGCAUCAAGGCGCCGGCCGCGCCCGCCUCGGCCACCCUGGGGAGGGCGCCCCGGGUCCCCGAGCCCGUGCAGCCCCCCGUGCGCCCCGACGGCCGCCUCUCCGCCGCCUCCUCCGCCUCGUCGCUGUCGCUGGCCUCAGCCAGCAGCGCCGAAGGCGUCCCCGGGGGGACCCCGGCCCCGCCACCCCCGCCCCCGCCCGCCGAGGACUUCCUGCCGCCGCCCCCGCUGCCCGGGGAGCUGUGCCUGCCCCCGCCGGAGCUGCUGGAACCUCCCGAACUCGAUGACCUGGGGUUGCCGCCGCCCCCACCUGGCUUUGGACCGGAAGAGCCCAGCUGGACCCCAGACGCCUACUUGGAGAAAGUGGUGACCCUGUACCCGUACACCCGCCAGAAGGACAACGAGCUGUCCUUCGCCGAGGGCACCGUUAUCUGCGUCACCCGCCGCUACUCCGACGGCUGGUGCGAGGGCGUCAGUGCUGAGGGCACCGGGUUCUUCCCCGGGAACUACGUGGUGCCCACCUGCUGACCAGAGGCCAAGGCAGGGGGAUCUCUGUCCUGUCCCCUCCCCAUGGUCACAGGGAGAGGUAGGGGCCCCAGGCCUGCUGCAGAGGGACAGAACUGGAGACUGGAGCUGUGAUCGUGUCCCCUGGAGCCCUCAGCCCUAGCGAGGUGGGGCCCCCACCCCAAGCUGGCAGCUCUGAAUAAACCUCCACGACUUGG